AUGGGCAACGUUAACAGCGGACUUUUCCUCCAUGGCGAGUGCCAGUCCGAGACGUCGUCGACCUGCUCCACUGAGAGCGCCAUGUCGGCCCACAAUUUCGUGGUGCGCGAUUACCCGCUGCUUGAGGGCAUUGGUGCCGGCGAGUUUGUCAGCUCGAGCACGUUCAGCGUCGGCGGCUACGCGUGGACGAUCAAGUUCUACCCCGACGGGGAGCAGAAAGACAAAUCUAGCGACAUGACCUCCUGUUAUCUGUAUUGCACCAGCAAAGCGAACAACGUGAGGACGCGCUUCUCCUUGGACGUGGUGGAGAAAUUAGACGUGUUAAACAUUUUAACAGAUACAUCCAAAGCUAACCAUGUCCGCAUAUCCCUCGCCACCGCCCAGAAAGGAACCCAAUCCGCCUCUGUGUACUUUGAGCACAUGCGCGGUCUCGCCGAUGAGCUAGCAGCAGCAGGAAAACCCAUCACAGAGAAUGAACUCGUCUCCCACAUCAUAUCCGGUCUUGACAUGGACUAUCAGCCAAUAAUCUCUGCACUUGAUGUGCGUCCUGAUGAUGUCACAGUCGAUGAGCUCUUCGGCAUGGUGGCCACUUUCGAUCAGAGGGUCGAGAUGUUCCAGGGCACGGGCGCUGGUGCCUUCAAAUCAUCGGCAAACGCCGCAUCACGCGGCCGAGGAGGUGGCUCGGCCAAGGGCUAUUGCGGCGGUGGUAGCCCCUACCCCAACAACGGCGUCGGCGGCGGAGGCUACCCCAACAACGGCGACAGCGGUGGUCGCACUGGAAACGGUGGCGGCAGCCACUACCCCAACAAUAGCGGCGGCGGCGGAGGCUACUAUGGUGGUGGCGGUGGCGACCACGGCAACCACUAUCAGGGAGGAGGCCGACCCUUCUACACCAACAAUAGGGGCGGCCAAAACCACUACAACAACAAUUUUCGCGGUUGGGGGUACCAGAGAUAUGUCCAGAAAUCGACGGUUAGAGCUCUGUCGGAUGCCAACAACGGCCGUUUCACGAUAAGAUGCGUUCUCCAGGUCAUACAUGAAACUCGAACGGUGCGCAACAGGAGACCUGUCGAGGUGCCGCCGCCGAGCCUGCGAGAGAGCCUUGAGCACAUGCUCAAGGAUGAAGAAGGUGCAGAUGUGAUGUUCAGUGUGCGCGACCAGCUGUUCAGAGCCCAUAGAUGUGUGUUGGCUGCACGUUCUAAGGUUUUCAAGGCCGAGCUCUUUGGACCGAUGAAGGAAAGCAAGACAGGGCACAUCAUGGUGGACGACAUGGAGCCCGAGGUCUUUGAGGCACUUCUUCACUUCAUGUACACGGACGCUAUGCCAGAUGACGAUGAAGACGAAGGCAAAAUUGUAAGGCUACAACACUUGCUAGUUGCCGCGGACAGGUACGGAGUAGAUAGGUUGAAGGUCAUGUGUGAAGACAAGCUCUAUGAGGGCAUUGAUGUCGAGACAGUUGCAACCACGUUGCUUCUAGCAGAGCAGCAUCACUGCGAGGAUCUUAAGGAAGCUUGCAUUCAGUUUAUAAGUUCACCACGGGACAAACUACGUGCUGUCAUGGCAACUAAUGGAUUCAAGCAACUUGUAGCUAGUUGUCCUUUGCUCAUGGAGGAUAUACUGAAGGGGGUGUCCUGCACCUAG
Molecule: messenger RNA, 1641 nt
Organism: Triticum urartu
Lineage: Eukaryota; Viridiplantae; Streptophyta; Magnoliopsida; Poales; Poaceae
Source: RefSeq, a predicted model, not a curated record